Messenger RNA from Arabis nemorensis, 1686 nucleotides. The record is from the annotation of a GenBank genome assembly. Lineage: Eukaryota; Viridiplantae; Streptophyta; Magnoliopsida; Brassicales; Brassicaceae.
AUGAUAACUGCCGCUCUACACGAACCUCAGAUUCACAAACCGGCCGAUACUUGUACGGGCGAUGCGGCUCCUCCUACGCCUCGCAUUUUCCGGUCGAAGCUUCCGGACAUCGACAUCCCCAACCACCUCUCCCUCCACACUUACUGCUUCGAGAAGCUGUCCUCUGUCUCCGACAAGUCCUGUCUGAUCGUGGGAUCCACCGGAAAGAGCUACAGCUACGGCGAGACGCACCUCAUCUGCCGGAGAGUCGCGGCGGGAUUGCACAAGAUGGGAAUCAAGAAAGGUGACGUCAUCAUGAUCCUUCUCCAGAACUGUGCGGAGUUCGUCUUCUCCUUCAUGGGUGCCUCCAUGAUCGGCGUCGUCUCCACGACCGCAAACCCUUUCUACACUUCCCAAGAGAUCUAUAAGCAGCUCAAAUCUUCCGGAGCCAAGCUCAUCAUCACUCAAUCUCUCUACGUUGACAAGCUGAAAAACCUCGACGACGAUACCAAAAUCGGACAAGACCUCACGGUGAUCACAACCGACGGUCCUCCACCGGAGAACUGUCUCCCAUUCUCCACACUCACCGAAGACGAGACAGACCCACCACCUGAAUCCGUCGACGUGGGCGGUGACGAUGCGGCGGCGCUUCCGUUCUCGUCGGGAACGACGGGGUUGCCAAAGGGGGUGGUUUUGACACACAAGAGCCUGAUCACGAGCGUAGCUCAACAAGUGGACGGAGAAAACCCAAAUCUCUACCUUCACUCAAACGACGUCGUGCUCUGCGUUUUGCCACUCUUCCACAUCUACUCUUUAAACAGCGUCCUCCUCAACUCCAUCCGAUCCGGUGCGACGGUUCUUUUGAUGCACAAAUUCGAGAUCGGAGCGUUGUUGGAUCUGAUACAGAGACACAGGGUUACAAUAGCGGCGCUUGUUCCUCCGCUUGUGAUCGCUCUGGCUAAGAACCCUUCCGUUAACUCUUACGAUCUCUCCUCCGUAAGAUUGGUUCUCUCCGGUGCAGCUCCCUUAGGCAAAGAUCUCCAGGAUAGUCUCCUUCGCCGCCUCCCUCAGGCCGUUCUUGGUCAGGGAUAUGGUAUGACGGAGGCAGGGCCAGUGUUGUCAAUGAGCCUUGGGUUCGCUAAAGAACCAAUCCCGACAAAAUCAGGCUCAUGUGGGACUGUGGUCCGAAACGCAGAGCUCAAAGUGGUUCACCUUGAGACACGUCUCUCUCUUGGCUACAACCAACCUGGUGAGAUUUGUAUCCGCGGUCAACAGAUCAUGAAAGAAUACUUGAAGGAUCCAGAAGCCACGUCAGCAACAAUAGACCAGGAAGGUUGGCUUCACACAGGGGACAUUGGGUAUGUUGAUGAAGAUGAUGAGAUCUUCAUUAUCGAUCGACUCAAAGAGGUCAUCAAGUUCAAGGGCUUUCAGGUCCCUCCGGCUGAACUAGAGGCUUUGCUCAUCAAUCAUCAUUCGAUUGCUGAUGCUGCUGUUGUUCCACAAAACGAUGAAGUCGCUGGGGAAGUUCCGGUGGCAUUCGUUGUGCGAUCCAAUGGAAACGAGAUCACCGAAGAAGAUAUAAAAGAAUAUAUAUCCAAACAGGUGGUCUUCUACAAGAGAUUGCACAAGGUCUUCUUUGUUCCUUCCAUUCCCAAAUCUCCUUCUGGAAAAAUUCUGAGAAAGGAUCUAAAAGCCAAACUUUGUUGA